AGAGUGUGACAAGCGAGUCGGCAGAGCAGAGGGGGAGUGUUUGUGAGCGCGCGCUUGCGUGUAUGAGCGAGCCUUUGAGUCCUUUCUUGAAAAUGGCGUCGUCUUGACUAAAUAACUGGAAAUAUUCGGUUUUUUUUAUCGCGAGCGUUUUUAGCGUUUAUGCAAAGAUUUGAGGCGUUGCGUUAGACCGUUACGUGUUUUUUAAGGAACUUUACGAAUUUUAAAAGCCAACAACCACUUUUGUUUCUGGCGAGGAUGUUACACCCUAUGUUUUUAUGCGUUUUCGGGACGCAACAGCUGACUAAAACCAAGCGCUUCGUAGACUGCUAUUUAUAGAUUCCUACUAUCUCACCUUUUUGUGGCAAUGCAGUACGUGAACAGAACGUGAAGAGGAAACGGUACAAUCAGCACGUGUCGUAUGUCUCAUGGGUGUAAUAGGGAAAGGCAUCAGAAUUCGACGUGCAGUGUGUCUACGAGCAUAAGCCUCGUUGCUGUUUCUGCUACGAAGGACAAUAGACAUCGAGAGAGAUAUAUAUAUAAGAGGGCAAAAGAGGGGAGGGGAGGAAGAAACCGGAUUUUUUUGUGGUGGCGGUGGUUGGUGUAAUACUUCACCCCCCUCCAUAUCUACCCCCGCCUCCCCUCUGUAUCCUCCAUCUCCCCCUCCUCCUUCUCCUCCCUCCUCCUUCUCCUCCCUCCAUUCCUCUCCCCCUCUGUGCUGGUCCUAUUCUUGAGGACUUGCUUGUGAAACGGGAGAGAUAAACAGACAUUGAGCGCAGAGGAAAGGACACGGGGAGAGAUAGUGUGUUAGAAUUUAGAAAAUACCUCCCUCCCCUUUCCCCUGUCUAUCUCUCCAUCUUCAUCCCUUGUCUCUUCUUUAAUGGAUAGAAAUUAUCCUGGCACAGGAUUCGGUGAUCUGGGCGCUGGAACGGGAUGGAGUUACGAGAGAUCGGCGAAGGCAAGUUUGGUUUAUGGGAGCUCCAGAUCCUCCCAUCCAGACUCAGAACUCCUCCACCGGCAACCUUACGCCACACCGCACCCCCUGCAGGGAUAUGCAACAAAUCAUCAUCCUGGAAGUUCUGGACAGGGUGGGGCAUGGGGUGCAGGAAGGAGCUUAGGGCUCUCAGGCUUGUUUGAUACUGGGCUACAUCAUGCCAGUCCCUCAGGACCAGAUGCUUCAGUUAUGAAUUUGAUCUCUGCUUUGGAGUCCCGAGGUGCUCAGCCACCUCCCUCUGCCUCCUCCCUUCUCUCCCAGUUUCGCACCCCCUCAUGGCAAACUGCAAUGCAUACUCCAGCCCCUGCAGAGCUAUUCAUUUCUGGUGCAUUACCUGGCUCUGGCUCAUUUCCCUCUUCCUCUGCUCUGUCGGCAUAUCAGCACCCUGCAUCCUUCUCGGGGCGCUCCUUCCCUGGAGUGACCCCAUCGUUAUCUCUGCAGGACACACCUACCUUCAGUCCUACUUCUAAUGGUCUCCUGUCACCCCAUGAUCCGUUGCUACACAUCAAGACCCCUUCACAGUCAAGUCUUGGCUUUGACCGUCUUUUGUCCUCACAGAGUGGGGCUGCUUCUUAUAGAGGGUCACAAGAGCCUAGUGGUCCCCCACCACAGGCACCUGCAUCCUCUUCGACACGCCAUUUACCACCCCCUCAGUUUAACUUGCUUUCCUCACAGCUUCAAGAUCAAUCCUCCCAGCUCUAUAAUUCCUCUGUAUUUUCUUCCGCACCCCCACAACCUCCACAGUCCCAGGAAAGAGCAAUUCCCAGGCAAGACAGUGUAAUCAAGCAUUACCAGCGACCUUCUGCACAAUCUCAACUUUCUUCUUCCACACCUCAUCCGCUACAGCAUUACCUUAGUUGCAGUGCAUCAGGAUACCAGCAGAUAGCCCAUCAUCGGCAUGCAGGAGUAAACUGUAGCCCACUGGGUGAGCAGAGUCCAUCGGCUGACCCCAAACCCUCUCCCAGAUCAGAACAAAUUUACCGACCUAUCAUCCAGCCCCCGUACACCUCGUCCUCAGUGUCCUCAGCUGUUUCAGGUGGUGGUAUUGGGAAAACCGGAAAGAGUUCCAGCUCAAGUAGCGGCUAUUCUUCCUCCAGCUCUUCCUCAUCAAGAACCCCUCACACUCCACCUUCAGCUUCUUCUACAUCCUCUUCCUCGUCCUCAGCUUCUAAUGCUAAUGUCUCAUCCAGUACCUCCUCAGCACCCUCAAGGCAGCAGCCACCGCCUCAGUCAGCACCUCCACCCCCGCCACCUCCACCACCCGCAGUGUCAUCCUCUGCUACACAGCAGCAGCCACCCAAACCUUGCUUAUCUGCAUAUGGUUCUCCUGUUCCUCCUGUUAAACCAACAGCUGGACUUUCUGGUCAAACUCCACCACAACAACAGUCCUAUUCACCAAGCCAACCACCCCCUUCUCACCUGCCCCAGCCAUAUGGAGGAUUCAGUUCUCCACAGGCCCAGGAUCUUGGUUCCAGCCUUGGGGGAUCUGGAAAAGCGUAUGGCAGUCUUGGAGCAACAGGGCGUUCAUUUUCAGCAGAGGUUGUCUAUGGCUCUGAUUCAGGAUAUGGCUCUUUGCCACCAUCUCUUGGAGGGGCAGGAAGUCCUUCACUAGGCUAUGGUGGGACAGGACAUUCACCCGCACUAAUGGUUUCUGUAGGUGGUACCGGUACAACAAGCAGUACCACUGGUUCAGGGACGGGUAGUUCUGGGAGUGUGGGUGGUGGUUCAGGGGGUGGUGGUGGUGGAGGUAGUAGUAGUGUACCAAGUGGUGGUGGAGCAUCAUACCACCUCCCAGAUUCCAGCCCUUCGCCCUCAAGUAAUUCUGGAAUAAUCCGCCCAGGACUGCACUCCCCUGCCCCGACUCGUCCUGCACAAUCACCUGGAGGAAAUGGUGGGAACAAGUACCUAUCCUCAGUUCUCUCCCCAGCAUUCCUGGCUUCUCCACAAGGAUACUCAGACACGAGGGUACCACCCCAACAGCAAUCACAGUCUUAUCAUACAACACCACCAAAACCCAAGUCUGAUUCUGAUAUGCUUGGGGUAGAACGACCUCAAGAGGAAGAUGAAGAAGAUGAAGAUGAUUUUUUGAUCCAGCACUUACUGCACUCACAGAGUCCAGCCCCGAACCCCUCGCAGCACCAUUCUCAACAAUCUCAGCAGGUAACUGCACAACAACAGCAGUCUCAGUCCAUUCCUCAGAGUAGAGAUGGAGGAAAGGGUCUAUCCGCCUAUGAACUGAAGGCAUCUGAAGAACGAUACCAUCUGCAGAGUGUAAUUCGAACCAAUAAUACCACUAACAACGUGGCUUCAGUUGCUGCCGCCUCUUGUGGUCCAGGCACAGGUUUGGAAAACCAGUUAGAGAUGUCUCUGAAAAAACAGCAACAGACUAAGACUGACAGAGUGCACUCUGGAGCUGGUGCAAGUGGUGGUCGAAGUGCAGUUGAGUCACUGUCACACACUCACUCACACAGUCAACACCCAAACCAACAUGACUCCCUUAGUUCAGUUGUCCAUUAUGGUAGAGGAGAUCAUUACACUCAUCAGACACAUCAACAUCACCCUUCACACCCAUCACACUCACAACAUCCUCAACAUUCCCAGCACCCUCAUCCCCAUCCAAUGUCUCACUCGCAUAUGGAUCUUAAGAAAGCUCAGGAUCCUUCAGAAUUAGCCUACAUGCGAAAGACACCAGACUUGCAGCAGAGACAGACCCAGUCCUCUCUUGGUUUAAUGGAUUCUCCACCUGACCAGUCUCAGCAAACCUCUCAAGCUCACCUUCUCCAAUCUGUCCUUUCUCAUACCACUCGAAACAAAAUGGACAACCAACAGGCUUCUUCACAGCAACAACAACAACACUCAAUGAGUCAACAGGCAAUGAUUGGAGCAACUGGAGGAUUAGGUGCGGGCGGCUCUGGGGCAGUAGACACUCAGCCACAGACCUCUCAGCUUCAACUCCAGCUCCAGUCCCAAACUAUGGAUGCCCACUAUGGACGAGAGUCUCAGCGAAACCAAAACCAGACAAGUCAGAAUUCGGUUUCACCUCUAGACAUGCUAGAGAGAACUCUCUCCAGGACAAAUAGUCGAGAAGGGGCGGCGUCUUCUGAGAGAGUUGGUGGUGGAGAUGGGAGCACUAAUGAUCAUCACAGACAACAACAACAUAGGAUGUCCUCACACCAUCAGCCUCACCACCCUCAACAAUCAGCACCAGAGCUUCAUGACUUCUUGUCUGAGCCUGAUAUGAGCAUGUCAACCCCCUCUCAUUUGCACCAUAUGAGCUCACACCAUCCACCCCCUCAUGCCCACCAUCAGCCUCACCACCAACAUCCUCACCAGCACUCCCACCACAUGCAACCAUCUUCUGGACCUUCACAGUCCCAGACCCAGCCUAGGGAACAAGAACCACAGCUGGAUCAACUUAAAGAUCAUCAAUUUGACACAAGCAGUCCUGUGGGCAAAACGGCUCAGAACCAAGGGCAGAGCCAAGAGCAGCAACAGCGGUUUGUGCCACUGACCUCCAUUUGUUUCCCAGAUUCUCUACUCCAAGAUGAAGAUCGAUCCUUUUUCCCAGGAAUGGAGGAUAUGUUUUGUUCUGAAGAUUAUAAGACGAGCUGCGCUGGAGGAGGUGGAAGUUCAGCUCAAGGAGGUCAGGAAGGUGUGUCAGAGCAACGUGGAUCUGUACAAGAUGGAAUGGAUGCAGUUAAAACUACAGGUGGUGGAGGAGGUUCUUAUGAUAUUAUGGGUCACCAUGGUGAUCAGGGUUAUGGGCAGUAUUGUCACAAUUUGUCUGAAUCUGGCAAUGGUACUAUGCACUUAGAUCUGGACCCCUUGAAAUCCCACGAGCUCCCUUCCACUGUAAACACAGAACAGCUGGGCUUAAUCCAGUCUCAGGGUCCAGGUCUUGGAAUGGCCAGCACGGGACAUGGCGUGGAUGGAACUGGGAACAAAAUGAUGGGAUCUGUGGGGGCAAGUGGUGGUCCUGGAGCAGGCGGACUCACCUCACCCAUAUUUUGCUCCUCUAGACCUAAAAAGCUCUUGAAGACGAGCUCAUUUCACCUCCUUAAACAGCGUAAAGAUCCUAAUGCCCAGUCACAGGCUAAGAAGAAUUAUGCCCAGGAGUACGAGUUUGAGGAUGAUGAGGAUAAAGCAGAUGUUCCAGCCGACAUCCGCCUAAACAGCAGACGUCUCCCCGACCUGCUUCCUGAUCUUGUGUCCAGCUGCAGAAAGUCUGGAGGUGGUUCAGGAGUUGGAGGUUUGAGCCCAUUAAUGGGCGAUUUAGAUUUCUGCCACCCAUCAGGGUACCAAUCCCUUGGACCUCCACCACAGCUUCUCCCUCACGAUGGCCCAAAGAAAAGAGGGAGGAAACCCACCAAACCUAAACGUGAGGGUCCACCAAGACCCAGGGGUAGACCCCGAAUUCGGCCUCUGCCUGAGCCUCCAUAUUGCAGGAACGUGAUGGUACCUGCAGGAGAGAGUAAGAGGGGCCGUGGUCGAGGAAGAGGGCGUGGAAGAAAAGAUGAUCCUAUGCUUGAGAUGCACAGAGACAUGAACAAGGGGCAGAACUAUCAACAAGCAUCGCAUCUCCAGCAUCAACCACAGAUGCAACAGCAUAUGCACCACCAUCUACAACAGCAGCAGCACCAACCACAGCCACAACACAUGCAGCACCAACAACAGCACCUACACGUUCAACAACUGCAACAGCAACACCAUCAACAGCAACAUCAACAACUCACACAACAUCAGCCUCAAUAUCAAGAGCCGAUCAAACCAAUUAAGAUCAAGCUUCCUAUUCCUUCCAUGCCCUCGUCUGACUCCCUCCUGAGGACAGACUCCCUGUCUAGUACAGAUCCAGUUUUGUCUGAUGGUUCGGUAGGAUCUGCACCAUCUAUUGGUUUGAGCCCAGGGCCCACUACCAGUGCGGAUAUGAACAGAAUUGACAUAAAUCGAAAUGACAUGAACUGUGGUCAGGAAAAGAUGAAGCAAAAAUCCCAAGAGAUGUCUUGGGAGGGAGAAAUGGAUGAACAAAUGACCCCAGAGGCAUGGGCCACCAUGCAGAAACUCUCCAGCCCAACGGAGGAGAAGCCUUCAGAGCUAAAGUCUGGUUUCAUAAGUUCCUUUUUGGAUUUCUUGAAAACUGGAAAGAAGCAGUCAGGCCCCGAAGCUCCAUCCGGGCCGAACCCUGUGGACGGAUGCACCUCGACAGAUACCUCCUCAGUCAAGGGAGGCCUUCACCCAUUAUCUCCCCAACCUCCUCCUCCACCGCCCCCACCUCCACCCUUCGGGGAGAACGAAGGUGAAGGAAGCCUGGGUCUCAGUAACUGUCCGUCCCCCUGCAAACGACUCGAUGAGGAGCUGAAGAGGAACCUGGAGACCCUGCCGUCUUUCUCCUCAGAUGAGGAAGACUCCGUCAGUAAAAACCAGGACCUACAGAAGAGCAUAUCAUCAGCCAUUUCUGCCCUCUAUGACACGCCCCAUAGUCUUGCUGCGGUUCCACCUCCGCCCACACCGUCACCACCCACUCCACGGGAAGACACUCUUAACACGCCCCUGCCGCCCCCUCAACCCGAAUCUGUCUGUGAACCUGAGACGGAUGCACGCGGGUCACAGGAGCUGGAUUUACACUCACGACCUGGCUCGCGCGAAGAGACGCAUGUUCCUGGUGAAGAUGAGGACGAUCAGGAGGUGCGUAGAAAAAUGCAGCAGAAGGAAGAGCCAGAGACGAAACGUGCUCAGGAAGACAAUGAGUCGGAGGAGGAGAGGUCCAGAGAAAAAGAGAAAUCAGAUCAGAUAGAGGAGAAAAUGAAGAUAGAGUCUGAGUAUGAAAUGCUGGAUGCUCCCAAGGUUGAUGAAUCCCCAUCCGAACCUGCUCCUGCACCUCCUUCUCCUCCAUCCCUUUCUCCAUCUCCCCCAACCUCCUCCUCACCGUCCCCUCUGCCUCCUCCUCCUCUUUCCCUCCCCUCGCCUCUUCCAUCUCAAGAAGACGAGGAGAGUCUACAGCAGCAGCAACAACAGCCACUGCUUCACAAUUCCCUCCCCCUUAGUCCCUCUCCACCCACUCUCCCGUCUCCCUCCCCGCCUCCGCCCACACUGCCCCCCUCCACCACACCCCCACCGUCAUCCUCUCCUCCUCCCUCGGAAGAGCUGCCCCAGCCCUCCCCAGCCUCUCCCCCCACCCCCGAAGAUGCUCCCACCCCCCAGAUCACUUCAUUGCACCUAGCGAAGAAGCAGUCCAACGCGGCCAUCGUGGGAGAGAGUGAGGAUGAAGAUAGUGAGAGUGGAGGGGAGGGGAUUUUCAGAGAGAGAGAUGAAUUUGUGGUGCGCACCGAAGAUAUCGGUACACUUAAGCUGGCUCUGCAGACAGGGCGAGAACCUCCGCCAAUCUGGAGGGUCCAGAAAGCUCUGUUGCAAAAAUUUGCUCCUGAAAUCAAAGACGGACAACGACAGUUUUGUGCUACCAGUAAUUAUCUGGGCUACUUCGGAGACGCAAAGAUGCGCUACCAGCGCUUGUAUGUUAAAUUCUUGGAGAACGUGAAUAAAAAAGAUUACGUCAGAGUGUGCUCACGGAAACCCUGGCAUCGACCCAGCCUCACGCUGAGGCGCCAGUCUCUUCCAAAGCCACAACCUGUACGCAGCCUGACCCCACCCCGCGUGGAGCGAGAAGACAGAGAGAGGCAACGAGAGAAAGAACAACGGGAGAAGGAGAGAGAGAGGGAGCAGAUGGAGAAAUCUAGGAGAGAAAGGGAAAGAGAAAUCGAAAAGCAAAAAGAAAGGGAGAAAGAGAAACAAAGAGAUAGGGAAAGGGAAAAGGAGAAACAAAAGGAGAAGGAGAGGGAAAGAGAGAGACAAAAAGAGAAAGAGAAGGAAAAGCAACGGGAGAAGGAGAAGAAGCUUCAGGAGAGACAGGUUCAGGAGAAGUCAGAGAAGAGAGCUGCAGUCGUGGCGCGUGGGAGAGUCAAAGAGGAGAAGAGAGUUGGAGAGAAGAGGACUGAUAGGACCAGAAGCAAACCUGUGAAAGUGAAGGCAGAACCUCCACCCAAAAAGAGGAAGAAGUGGCUUAAAGAUGUGCCCUCCUCCUCUGAUUCAGACUCAUCUCCUGACCCGCCCAGUGAGGAUGAAGUGUCCAUUCGCAGUGGGAUGAAUAGUCGGGCCAUGAGAGAAAUGUUUCGUAGUUAUGUAGAGAUGCUGGUCAGCACUGCUCUGGACCCUGACAUGAUCCAAGCUCUGGAGGACACCAAUGACGAGCUUUAUCUCCCACCCAUGAGGAAGAUUGACAGUAUUCUCAAUGAACAGAAGCGAAGACUGCUCCGCAGGGUCAACAUGAGUGUCCAGCAUCAGGAGGCCCUCCACAUGUUCCCUCAGAUGACAGCAGACCCGCUGGACUCUGGAGUAGUGAAGGUGCACCUGGGCGGUGAGAGUUACAACCGCAAAACCCUCAACCGAGUCAAAAAGAGCCUUCCAAAACAACAGGACCUGAAGCUGUCGAGAGAAAACCUUCGAAUAUACAGCCUCUAUCACUCUCUCCAUCACUACAAAUAUCAUACCUUUCUGCACUGUAAAAAGGAGACGGACAGUAUCGAGCAGGCAGCAGAAGACCCAGGUCAGGAGGAGGUGGUUCAGCAGUGCAUGGCUAACCAAGGCUGGCUAGAGACUCUAUUCAACUCCUUCCUCGAACUGCUGACGCUCAGCACCAAGGCUUAAGACUCAGCGGUCAAAGCUCCAAGUGCGUGUCCCAUUUGGAGAGAGGAGGACUCUAAACAAAACCAGUGCAGAGCUCCGGGUUGCGGAAAAAUGAGAUUUUCCUUUGCAGAAUGUUUAAGAGCCAGUGGCGGAUGAAGAUGUUGCGUUUUAACAUAACAAAUGUUUUUGUAAAGCUUUUCAUUUCUCUCUCGUUCAUUAUGCGAUUGCUCCCCGCUAUGGGAACCACGGGGGGAUGACACGAAAACAAAAGUGAGAAUGUGUGAAGACUUUUGUCUGCACAGAGACAAGUAAAGAUAGUGCCAAAGGGAACAGGGUUGAAAUCUCACAGGUCAGUGUUUUGACGGAAGUGAGUUUUGAAUGCUAUGUUCCAUGCACACUCUUAUAUAUAAAUAUGUAUUAUGAACAAUUAUGAUUUGUAUUAUUUAUACAUGGACAUUUAUACAUGGUUAUCUCCCAAAGCUGGGGCAGUUUGCUUUUAUUAUUUUGAAUAAUAAUGCUCAUGUUUUAUGAGGGUGUAUAUGAAAUGGGCCACCCACGGUCUCCGAUUCUUCCUGUUCCUAAUACUGAAGGACCAGCGGACAGGAUAUGUACACAACAAUGGGGUCAGCAGUGUGUAGUUCCUUUUCGUCAAAAAAAAAUAGAGCAAAUGAAAAUGUAUUUAAACUAAAAUAAUGUGUUCUUUCUGUUGUUCUUUAAAAGAAAAUGCGGAAAAGGAGGCGUGUUCGUUCGUUUUCUCAAAGAAAACAUGGUGGAGAGGGAUGUAAUAGUUUUUCAAGUGUAAAACGUCUGUGUUUACUGUUUGUUUUUUUAUCUGUUGGUUGUUUACUAUGAUAAUUAUUGUUAUUAUUAUUAUUUUGGAGGUUUGCUUAUUUCUCUCUUCUGUAAAUAUUGUACAGUUGCUGCAGUCUCUACCUGUCCCUCAUCUGUACAUGAAUCCUCCUGUAUUUGACAAGCGCAAAUAAAAGAAAAGAAAAUGGAA
This is a messenger RNA of Triplophysa rosa, 9668 nucleotides long. RefSeq names its product proline rich 12b (gene prr12b). The record is from RefSeq and is a predicted model, not a curated record. The transcript is spliced from 16 exons. The coding region runs from base 878 to 8689 and encodes 2603 amino acids. Lineage: Eukaryota; Metazoa; Chordata; Actinopteri; Cypriniformes; Nemacheilidae.